AUGGUGGUCGACCGGCUCAAGGGCCACGUUUUUGUGAACCAGUACCUGCUGAUACGCGACCUGGGGCGCGGCGCGCACGGCGCAGUCAAGCUGGUUUACAGCACGGAAGAUGACACUGUCUAUGCCAUGAAAGUCGUCCACCGGCGGCGGGGCCUGCACCCAGGCCGCAACCGCACCAUGAGCAUGAGCCUCGACUUGCCCGGGCUGUCCGGCGCGUGGGCGCCGCUGGCGGCGGCCAGCGGCGGGUCCGGCCCGGUGGCGGCGCUGGCGGCGGGCCAGAGCUUCAGCAGCAAUUGGGCGGCCGCAGCGGCGGGAGCCGCGCUGCCGCGCGCCGGCUCGGGCGGGAGCUCCAGCUUCGCUUCGCCUUCCGUCACGCCCCGCGCGCUGAGCGCCGCGCCGAGCCGCGCGGCGCCGUCGCUGCUGUCCGGCACAGCGGCCGCGAGCCGGGCCGCGUCGCUGGUGGCGGCGCAGGUCUUGCAGCGGACGCACCAGCAGCAGCAGCAGCAGCAGCAGCAGCAGCAGCAGCAGCAGCAGCAGCAGCAAGUCUGGGUCAAGAUUUCGCAGGGCCGCGGCGAGCAGCAGCAGCCGCUGCCGCAACAGCAACAGCAGCAGCAGCACCACCACCACCCGCCGCCGCUGCAGCAACAUCAACAAGUGCCACUGCAGCAGCCGCAGCAGCAGCAGCAACCGCCGUCGCACCAGCCGCAGCAGCCAGCCCCCCUUCCAACAAUGCUGUCUUCGCUGCCCGACCCUGCGCUCACCGAUCUGGUGCGGGAGAUGGCGGUGAUGAAGCGCCUCAACCACCCCAACGUGGUCAAACUACGCGAGGUCGUGUUUGACCCACUGGACCCGAAGCUGAUUAUAAUGGUGAUGGAGUACCUGCCAGGGGGGACGCUGCUGGCGCCAGCGACAGGGCUCGUGGCCGCAGGGGCCGGCGGGGCCGGCGGGGCCGGCUUUGGCGGUGGCGGGGACGCGGCCGGGGGUGUGCGUGGCCGGGUGGUGACUGAGCCGCUGCCCGAAGCGCUGGCCAGGAGUUACUUCAGGUGA
This is a messenger RNA of Monoraphidium neglectum, 1047 nucleotides long. Its product is annotated as calcium/calmodulin dependent protein kinase kinase 2. Gene Ontology annotation, molecular function: protein kinase activity; ATP binding. Gene Ontology annotation, biological process: protein phosphorylation. Lineage: Eukaryota; Viridiplantae; Chlorophyta; Chlorophyceae; Sphaeropleales; Selenastraceae. The coding region runs from base 1 to 1047 and encodes 348 amino acids. The transcript has 5 exons. The record is from RefSeq and is a predicted model, not a curated record.